AUGAAUGAUUCUCAGCCUACUCGCUUACUGAGGUCUCAGGACCCGUCAACUCUUCCCGAAUAUCUUAGAGAGCUCAAAAGCUCUAAACUCGUCACUUUGUCCUUCAUCCCUCCAAGUAAGCGCAAGAUAAGAGGCUAUAUUGAACCUGGCACAUCCACAGAUAUUCCUAUCAAUAUUCUUUCAAAAUCGCCAUCGCUGCUCAUACCGAUCAGCUCGAGACGAAGAUCACGUCAGUUCAAAGCACGCAGACUCUCUUUCAAGGUGUCUGAGUCCGCCUCUCCCAAAUUAAGUCACACCCCGAAUCAGAAUUUCAGGCAGCUGUUCCCAAAUCUGCAUCAUGAGCUAGCUACAAUAUCUUCAAAUACACAGGGCUGGACCCUCGGUACUUCGAAAGUCGCCUUGCUGCUGAAAAACUACACUGUGUUCCAUGAACACUUGCGCAAGAAACAGAAAGAAUCAAGAUGCAUGCAUAACAAUCUCAUUAAACCAGCUACUCAGCUAGAAAUGCCACAUUUUGCACUCACUGAAUUGCGGCAGCUGCUCGAUCAUCAGUUUUAUGUCAACCAACGAGUCGGACAUACCAUAGAUCAGCAGAAUUUUGGAAAGUUUGAUAUGCGAGUGGAUAGGAUACUCGAACGCCGAAAACAGGUCCGAUUCUUGAUACAUUUGGAAUUUUUUGGAUUUGAUGAUUUGAAACCAGUGGACAACGCUUUUCACGGAGGUGGUUGA
Molecule: messenger RNA, 729 nt
Organism: Ogataea philodendri
Lineage: Eukaryota; Fungi; Ascomycota; Pichiomycetes; Pichiales; Pichiaceae
Exons: 2
Coding region: 1-729 (242 amino acids)
Source: RefSeq, a predicted model, not a curated record